CACAGUACGGCGUCCUUUCAACAGGACAAAAUCUUAUCAUAUAUUCAUAUCACCAUGACCUGUGCCUCGGACGCCGGACGGCAUGGCGUUCACAUUUUACACAUCACACUAUUGUCUGCAUACGGUCCAUUCCGGCAUUACCUGACGCCUGUUGCUGCCGAAGCGUCUAAUACUGUGAACUCGUUUUUUAGAUAAAUUCUUCUCAAAAGCAAACACGUUUUUCCACGACUAAAAACGCCGCAACACAUUGUUGAGGCUUUAUCGUACUGUAUAGUAGUCACAUCGCGAGUAGUGUCUAAUGGUUUUAUUCUUUGUAAGCUUACAGAUUCCAUAUUUUAUGCGUGACAAAAGUAUAUUAUUAUUGCGUAUUUGCAUGUGUUAUGUUACAAGCGAACUAAGACUGUGUACGCAAUUAAUUUAAUUCUGUAUUAUUUAAAACCACUUUUCAUCACAGUUUUGUGUAAAAGUAUUUGUUUGACUUUUUGCUAUAAUUAAUUAUUCUACUAAUUCUCACUAAAAGAAUACACUUAAGAUUAAAAUUCACCCAACUACUGAAUGGCCUGAGUAUUGGAUUAAGGUGUUUGACUUUGAUAAAGUAUAUCAGAAUAAGGCGUGCUUAAUAAUACAUGUUUGACAAAUCUUUAAGACUGCCAAAAGAAUUUCUAAGACAAGAGAAAUCUGUAUUUUUGUAUAUAUUCAAAUAUUUUACAAGAUAAAUAUGUCUGGAAUUCCACAAAUCAAAUGUGAGUAUGAUUCUAUAAUACUUGAAGAGUUUAUAAAAGGAGAACCUAUUGAUGAACCUAUUGAUGAACUUAUUGAUGAACCUCUAGAACUUAAUUUUGAUAAUGAUCAUAAUGAUAUUCCAUCUACUAACCCAAGUAACACAGAAAAUUCUAAUUCUACCACAAACAAAAUCAAUAAUGAUAUUAAAAUUGAAAUAGAUGUAAUUGAUGGUGUUAUAUAUGAAAGUAUUAUUGAAAUUGAAAGCCAUUAUGAACAACUAGAAUCUCUAUUACUAUCUAAAACACGUGAUAUUGAGUCACGCGAAAAAAAAGAAUUAAAAAAUGCUCUCAAAGUAGUUCAUAAAACUGAUAAACCAUUUAACUGUGACACUUGUAAUAAGACUUUUUUACGAAAAGAACAUCUCAAGAAUCACCAGUGGAUUCAUACAGGAAAAAAACCAUAUAAAUGUGAAAUUUGUAAAAAAUCAUUUUCACGGAAAGAUAAUUUUAAAAGUCACAAUAUGACUCAUACUGGAGAGAGACCAUUUAAAUGUGCUUUAUGUCAUAAAUCAUUUUUACAUAAAGGUCACAUAAGAACUCACAUAAGAAUUCAUACAGGAGAAAGACCAUUUAAGUGCAAUUUAUGUAAAAAAUCAUUUUUACAGGAAGGUCACUUAAGAACCCACGAAAAAAUUCAUACAGGAGCAAAACCAUAUAAGUGCAAAAGUUGUAAUAAAUCAUAUUCACGGGAAGACAAUUUAAAAAGUCACCAAAAGAUUCAUUUGGGAGAAAAACCAUUUAAAUGUGAUAUAUGUAAGAAAUCAUUUUUUCAAAAAGGUCAUGUAAGAAUUCACAUGAGGAUACAUACAGGUGAAAAACCAUAUAAAUGCACUAUUUGUAAAAAAUCAUUUGCAAGGAAAGACAACAUGAAUGGUCACAUUAAGAGAAUGCAUGCUAUAAAAAAUUAAUAUUAACAUUUUGCAAUAAUAUGUAUACUAUUAUCGAACUGUCAGUAUGUUGUAAUUAUAGUUUAUUAUAAAUUAAUUUUAUGUUAAUCAUAACAUCUUUUUUAAUUGGAUUUCUUUCAUUAAUCAAAUGCUUUUUAUCUGAUUUUAUA
Messenger RNA from Rhopalosiphum maidis (corn leaf aphid), 1839 nucleotides. RefSeq names its product zinc finger protein 32-like. The transcript is spliced from 5 exons. NCBI's taxonomy places the organism in Eukaryota, Metazoa, Arthropoda, Insecta, Hemiptera, Aphididae. The record is from RefSeq and is a predicted model, not a curated record. Bases 719 to 1690 code for a protein of 323 amino acids.